UCCCGGACUUCUGGCUGUGCUGCUGUAUAAAAGACUCCUGUACUGUUCAGCACUGAGAACUCAGCUCUACAGGACUGCAGGGAACAUACAGCAAUUUGGUAUCAGGAGUCAUAUACUGUGGUGCUCGGACACGUAAUUCCAGUGCACAAGGCACAGUAAAGAUGAGGUGCGAAGGCUUUGUCGCAUGUCUGCUGUUCGUGGAAGUGGCUUGUGUGUGGGGACAAGGUUUCCAGAAACGUGAUGAAGUCUUAAGUCAUUCUACUAGGAGAAUUCGCACAGGGAAGAAAGUCACCAGCUCACCAGCAAAGAACAAGGCAGAAGAGUUUUUUGAAUGGAGCACUUGGUUCAAUAUUGAUCACCCUGGUGGCAACGGAGACUAUGAGCGUUUGGAUGCCAUUCGGUUUUACUAUCCCAACAAAGUCUGUCAGACGCCUCUGCGCAUGGAGGCACGGACCACAGAAUGGAUUCCUGCAGGCAGGACAGGAGAGGUGGUGCACUACAGCCUAUCAAAGGGAUUCUGGUGCAUUAAUAAAGAACAAGUUGAGGGCAGAAACUGCUCAAAUUACUCAGUUCGCUUCCUGUGCCCCGUAGUUAUACAAUCAAAUAUUCCAGACCAGCCUUGGUCUGAAUGGUCAGCAUGGAGCAAGUGUUCAGCCAGUUGCGGUGGUACUGGUAUGCAGACUCGCACAAGGAAGUGUCUAGCAGAGGAACAGUGGCAAGAACAUUGUAAUGGUCCCACAGAGGAAGGAAGGAGAUGUGUUGGCAACACCUGUGCAGUCUGUGACAUAAGCUGUCCAACUGGUAAAGUAAGUGCGGACUGCAGUAUCUGCGUGUGCAAAAAACACAUCUUACAUGGCACUGCCACAUUGCCUGAUGGAGCACCUGCAACUGGAGCCACAGUGUACACCAUAACCAAGAAACCCAAGCAGGUGGCACUAUCAGAUUCCCAUGGGAAUUUCCAGAUUCCAGGAUUGUGUCCAGAGACCACCAUACAGCUGAAUCUGGAGAAGUAUUCUACAAUCACUGUAAAAAUUCCAGACACUAAUAACACAGCAUCCUCCAUCAAAGUAUCAUUCAAGAGGAAAGAGAAACCUUACAUAGUGGAGAACCCUGCAAAUAAAGUGAGAAGAGUUGGACACAGUGUGGCACUCUGCUGUAAUGCUGUAGGGGAACCAGCGACAGAGCAGUACCUCUGGUACCAUAAUGGAACCCUAAUAGACCAGAAAGCACUUAAGUAUGGCAACCAGCUGAUCCUGCGUGCACUGCAGAUGAACCACGCUGGAGAAUAUUAUUGCAAGGCCAAAAACAUGGCAGGAGCUACAAAAUCCCAGCCCGCACAGCUCAAACUCAUUGGUAACCAAGAUCCACCGUGCAACCCAAAACCAGAGAGACAUCUUAUCCGCCUUCCUCAUGACUGCUUUCAAAACAACACAAAUUCUUUUUACUACAAUGUUGGAAAGUGUCCCUCAAGUGCCUGCACAGGGGAUCUCGAUAAUGAACUGCGAUGUAAGGAUACAGUACCCUUUUGCUGUGGAAUUAUCAAGACAGAAACAAAAGAGAUAACUUGUCAAGGUUAUACCCUUCCUAUCAAAGUUGCUCAGGAGUGUGGUUGCCAGAAAUGCACAGACACCAAAAUAAUUGUUCGUGGGAGAGCAGUGGCAGCUGAUAAUGUUGAACCAAUGCGGUUUGGAUAUAUUUAUAUGGGAAAUACCAGAGUUGGCAUGACAGGCUAUAAAGGAACUUUUUCCAUUAAUGUUCCUUCAGAAACAGAGAGGUUGGUGCUUAAUUUCGUUGACCGGUUGCAAAAAUUUGUAAACACCACCAAAGUGCUCCCAUUCAAUAAAAAAGGUGCUGUAUAUCAUGAAAUCCAUCUUCUUAGGAAAAAAGAACCAGUGAUAUUGGACCCUAUGAAUACAAACCAGAUAUCUCUAGGAGACAUGGAGGACAGUGAUCCCAUAGCUGAGCUUGAGAUCCCUCCAAACUCUUUCUAUAAGCAAAAUGGAGAGAUCUACAAUGGGAAAGUGAAGGCUAGUGUCACAUUUUUAGACACCCGAAAUAUAUCAACAGCUACUGCUGCCCAGAGUGAUUUGAACUUUAUCAGUGAGGAGGGAGACUCCAUGCCAUUGCGCUCCUAUGGAAUGUUUUCAGUGGAUUUUACAGAUGAAUCAAACAAGGAAUCACUAAAUGCAGGAGCUGUUAAAGUCUACCUUGAUUCCUCACAAGUUAAAAUGUCAGAGCACCUUGACAACAUGAAACUCUGGUCUCUGAACCCAGAAACAGGACUGUGGGAAGAAGAGGGAGACUUUUUGCAGGCAGGAGUUCGGCGUGGAAAGAGGGAAGAGCGGACUUUCCUUGUUGGCAAUAUGGAAAUCAGGGAGCGAAGACUGUUUAACUUGGACGUUCCAGAAAGCCGAAGAUGUUACGUCAAGGUUCGUGCAUAUAGAAGUGAAAGAUUUUUGCCAAGUGAACAAAUUGAAGGUGUGGUGGUGAAUCUUAUUAAUAUGGAACCUGUGUCUGGUUAUGCUUCUAAUCCAAGAGCUUGGGGGCGGUUUGAUAGCGCAAUAACUGGCCCUAAUGGAGCAUGUUUACCAGCUUUUUGUGAUGACAAAAACCCAGAGGCUUACUCUGCUUUUGUUACUGCUACUCUAGGCGGAGAGGAAUUAGAAGCAGUGGAAUCUUCUCCCAAAUUCAAUCCAAAUGUCAUUGGGGUGCCACAGCCCUAUCUCAAUAAACUGAAUUAUAGGAGAACUGAUCAUGAUGACCCUAAAAUCAAGAAGUCAGCUUUCAGUAUCAGUGUAGCAAAGCCAAGCCCCAACGUUGCAGAAGAGAGUAAUGGCCCUGUUUAUGCCUAUGAAAAACUGCGAGAAUGUGAGGAAGCUCCAUAUAAUGCUGGACAUUUCAGGUUUUAUAGAGUAGAAGGUGACAGGUAUGAUUUUAACACAGUUUCUUUCAAUGAGGAUGAUCCAAUGAGCUGGACUGCUGACUAUUUAGCUUGGUGGCCCAAACCCAUGGAAUACCGGGCUUGUUAUUUGAAAGUUAAAAUUGCUGGUCCUAAAGAGUACAUAAUCAGGUCCAAAAAUAUGGGUGGCACCCAUCCACAAACAGUUGGCCAGUUUUAUGGCAUUAGAGAUGUACGGAGCACUAGAGAUAUGGAGGCAUCCAAUCUAUCUGCAGCGUGCGUAGAGUUCAAAUGCAGUGGAAUGCUUUAUGACCAGGACCGUGUUGACCGUACUCUAGUGAAAAUUGUCCCACAGGGGAGCUGCAGAAGAGACAGUAUCAACAACAUGCUCCACGAGUACCUUGUUAAUCACCUACCCAUGGCAGUCAAUAAUGAUACAAAUGAAUACACAAUGUUGGCUCCUCUUGAUCCUCUUGGUCACAAUUAUGGUAUCUACACUGUCACUGACCAGGACCCAAGAACAGCGAAAGAAAUAGCUCUUGGUAGAUGCUUCGAUGGAACCUCUGAUGGUACUUCUAGAGUUAUGAAAACGAAUGUAGGCGUAGCUCUUUCUUUUCAAUGCAUGGAGAAGGAUUUAAAGGACCAAAGUGUGUUCCGUGGAAAUGGCCAGGCUGCUUCAAGUGUUGCCAGGGAAGGUGGCAGAAGGCAGCAAAGAGCCAGUAGCAGAUCCAGGCAGAUGAGAAGAAUCGGUAAUCGUUCAACAAUACAAAGGCAGCGUGUGUCAGCUUAGUAGAAUGGCAAAGAAUAUAUUAAUUAUGGGUGUAAUGAAGUUUUACUAUAACUUGAAGAGGCAUGAGAGAUCAGGAGCCACUCAGAAAUCUGUGGUUCUUUUAGGUUGUAGAGCCUCAUUAUUCAAUAUAUCGACAUAUCAACCAUAUUUGUAUUCAGAACUUCUUUCAGUAUCCACAUUCUCUGUAAAAACACAUAAGCAGAGCCUCCAUAAAAUGUAUGUGACAAAAAAUGAACAAAGAAAUGGUGAAACAAAAUAGAUAGAGGGAAGGUCUUUUUAACCUGGCUAGAACAUAUAGCCGAGACAAUUACAUCUACAGCACUCUAACACUAGAAAAUCAUGUAUUGUAGUUGCCGCAGUUAAAAGCAUUCUACAACAACUGGGAGAAUGUUUAAAGCAAAAAACACUUGGGGAUGUAUGAAACUGCACUGACAUAUUAAAAGGCAAUACAUACCA
Messenger RNA from Xenopus laevis (African clawed frog), 4145 nucleotides. RefSeq names its product cartilage intermediate layer protein L homeolog (gene cilp.L). NCBI's taxonomy places the organism in Eukaryota, Metazoa, Chordata, Amphibia, Anura, Pipidae. The record is from RefSeq and is a predicted model, not a curated record. The transcript has 9 exons. The coding region runs from base 162 to 3689 and encodes 1175 amino acids.